CCAACAAGGAAGCAAGAGCAAUCAAGUAGAGGUAGAGCAUCAGACAUUGUCUUCGGAGACCGCAGCAGCCCGUGAUAUUGUGUCCCUGAAGUGUCUUCGACGUUGUCUUCACUGAAAAAUCCAGGAGACGAUCAGAACAAUCUCCAUAUGGUGUUUCGGGGAGCGGGUCCCGUCGUGCUGGAGCAUUGACAGGCGAACUCGAGACAUCUUGCAACUUCCCGUUUAUUCACUGUCCCGUGUCCUCACACGCUGACAACGCUGCUUGCCGGAAAUUGACGUGGGUGGCCCAUAAGAAAAAUGACAGAGUGAUUAGAUUGGUCGCCCUGGUCCGUCUCUGCGAGAGGCCCAAAGCUGUUGACAAACCACCUGAGUCCUGCAUCGACGACCACAAACAGACAUGGAAAACUGCAUUUGAGUUCCAAUAUGCAUCGAUAGUAGUUUGUUGGGUUAGGUCCUCCUCCGUCAAGGCAACAACUUGGGGUCAUCGGUCAUAAACAAAGCGGGAUAUAUCAGGUAGAGGUAAGAAAGCACACCCAACUCACCUCUGACGGAACCAGACAGACAACUUUUCUUCAUUUCUUCACAUUGAUCCGCAAGCCUUCCUCCCUCAAUUCGUUCAAGAAGCACACACAAUGGCGACGAAUAACCAGCAAAGACUUUACGACAUCGUCCCAAUUCCCAACAAGGGUACCGGCGUCAUCGCAACCCAAGACAUCGCCAAAGGCACGCGCAUCAUGGCUGAAAAGCCACUCUUCAUUGUGCCGACCAACGUUAUGGAAAGAGGCAUGCAAGUCGUCGAGAAGCACCUUACCGAGCAACUCAAGACACUCGACAAAGAUCAGCAACGUGCCUUCCUCAGUUUGCACAACUGCCACGGGACCACGUUCAGCCCUUUCCUCGCCAUCUGCAAGACGAACAUGCUCGGCCUUGGCUCGCCGCCCAUCGGUGGUGGCCUGUUCAUUGAAGCAUCGCGUAUCAACCAUGCUUGCAACCCAAACACGCAGAAUAGCUGGAAUUCACGCAUCAACCGCGAGACCAUCCAUGCUGUCCGUGACAUCAAGAAAGGAGAGGAGAUCACCAUCUCUUACAUUGGACACUUCGCGCCGUAUGUCGAGCGUCAGUCCAUUCUCAAGAUCAAGUUCAACUUUGACUGCACAUGCGAGUUGUGCUCAUUGCCACCCGAUCUACGUAGGGCCAGCGAUGAGAGGCUUGCCACCAUCCAUAGACUAGAUCAGGCUAUUCUCAGCGCGGGAAGCAACGUCAAACUUGGACUUGGGAUGGUGCGCAGGAUGCUGUCGCUACUCGACGAUGAGGGUACGUACAAUAGCCAGGUGUAUCGCGCCUACUAUGAUGCCUUCCAGAUGAUGGCUGCGACUGAUGAUAAGGCGAGAGCGGGGGAGUUGAUUCGAAUGGCCUUGGAGCAUGCAAGGACUGUCGAGGGUAAUGAUUCGGAGACUGUAAAGAACUUUGAGCGCUUAGCUGCGAACCCGACGAGGCAUAUGGCUUGGGGAUUGUACGGAAGAAAGAAGACGCAAGAGACAGCGCCCGCGGAUAAAGAUUCGCGAGCAUUUAAGACGUGGUUGUGGAUGGAGUGAAUAGGGUAGUCUGAGUCUUGGAUAUUUCUCCUCUCUAGGUUUCUCAAUUAGCCUGUUUCUCUCCCUUCUUGCAUUACUACUAUGUUCCUGUAUAUAGAUAGAGGG
This is a messenger RNA of Neurospora crassa OR74A, 1700 nucleotides long. It is a transcript of the gene set-6, whose product is annotated as SET-6. Bases 633 to 1595 code for a protein of 320 amino acids. The record is from RefSeq and is a predicted model, not a curated record. The transcript is spliced from 3 exons. Lineage: Eukaryota; Fungi; Ascomycota; Sordariomycetes; Sordariales; Sordariaceae. Gene Ontology annotation, molecular function: protein binding.